GCCAACUUGAGCGGCAUCAAUGCCAGCGCUGGCCAAUGAGAGGCAGGCACGCCAUUGACUCCCUUCACAGCCUGCCUCAGCCGCCCGGAACAGCAUUUGCCGACCUUUGCUCUGCGACUUGCGCAGCUCAUAACAUUCAUCCAACCGUAGACGCACACACCACAUUCGCCCUUCCUGCUUGGCCCGGCAGCAUCAGUGGAUACGAGGCAGAAGCGAAAUAGCGUGUCACGAUGGCUUCGUCCUUCAAGAUCAAGCUUCGGCUGCCGACGCGCGAUGAAGAUGAAGCUGGGAUGAGCAUAGCGCACCACAGCAGCACGCCAUUCUACAGCGACUCUGAUGCCCAAAGCGAAGAAGAGCGCGACGAGCUUGAAGAUUCUGGUGAUGAUGACCAGAGCCUCGAGGCCUCCAGCGUGGGUCAGGCUCAGUCCUCGCCUUUGCGACCCAAACAUUUAUCGUCGCCAAUUAAAGCCAGCGCAGAGCCCAGCCCGGGGAAACUCAAAGCCGGUGCAAAAAAAUCAUCAAAGAAAGGCGAAGGCCCGUCAGUGACCAAGCGCAAGAGCACUGGUAGUCUUCCCAACACAAAGGCAGCUGCAUCAGCAGCUGCAAGUGUUGACGCCCCUCGUACUCUCGACGACUUACCUGCGUCCAAACGAAGGAAGGUCAGCAUGAAGCUCGGGGCAGCCGGACCCGGUCGAGGCUGGCGCAAAGGUCUCAAGCAUGGGAUGAAGCCGCUGUACAAGAUGCCUGAUGGCUCUUUGGUACCUAUGAGCAUUGAUGAAGGGCGCAAACUCAAAGCUGCUGAGCUCAAAGCUGCACAGCAGAAAGCGGCUGAAAGAGGCAGCAGCCCUCUCGUUCCCAAGCAGAAAGGUGCCGCAGCAACUGGUUCACCUGCACCAUCUGCAGCAAGUGCCGCGCCCAAAAAAAGCAAAGCACCUGCCAGGAUCGUCUAUCCACCUAUCCCAGUACCCAAGAACGUGGUCCCAGUGAAGAAUUAUGCAAAGAUACCGAUGAGCUUCCCGGCCAUCGUCCCGCUGGACCGCUCGGGUACCAGCAAGCUACCGCGUCGAUGGACACAAGGCAAGCGGGAAAUCCUGACGCUCGGCGGGCGCGUUCUCGAACUGCCGACUUGGUGGGGCGGUCCGAACCUCGGGUUCGAGCCUGUUGUCAAGGAAGACGAAGUUGCACAGCAAGCUGGCACUGGCUCUGGGAAGAGUAAAUGUGCUGGUGCGGGCACAGGAACAACCACGACACCUGGCACGGGCGGCGCAAGCACGCCGGUACCGACAACGAAGAACCCUGCCACUUAGUGUUAGCGGAACCCCGCCCCCCUGUUGGCUCGCAUGCACUGCUGGUGCCGAUGGAAGGUAGUUUCAACGCGCACCAACAGCCACGAGUCGCAAGUCUAUCGAGGAGCCGGAAUUUUCGUUCAACUGGGCGAGCGAGUAGCCCAGCUUAUUCGCUAGCUUCACGAGCUCGUCACCGGGCUCCUCGGCUAACGCACACUUGCCUCAUCACACACCCUCAGCUCUUUCCGCAAGGAUCACGAUUCCACCGCUCUUUGCAGAGAGCUUGUAUAAGUAUUGCACUUUCUCCAACCCGAAAUUUCGGCGAGAGUUCCAAAAUUUUCGCUGGAAAAUGUGCGCACGCACUGCAUGUCCU
Tilletiaria anomala UBC 951 is the source of this 1659-nucleotide messenger RNA. RefSeq lists its product as uncharacterized. The transcript is spliced from 3 exons. Bases 231 to 1307 code for a protein of 358 amino acids. Lineage: Eukaryota; Fungi; Basidiomycota; Exobasidiomycetes; Georgefischeriales; Tilletiariaceae. The record is from RefSeq and is a predicted model, not a curated record.